Molecule: messenger RNA, 952 nt
Organism: Laetiporus sulphureus 93-53
Lineage: Eukaryota; Fungi; Basidiomycota; Agaricomycetes; Polyporales; Laetiporaceae
Exons: 4
Coding region: 304-885 (193 amino acids)
Source: RefSeq, a predicted model, not a curated record
CUCUCUGCAUCGGUUUAACGCGUCGUGUUUCUAGUAGUGGUCUGUGUUUUCCCAUCAGCGACUGACGGGUUUUCAUCAGCCAGCAACUAAUAGCUCUGAGGCAUCCAUUGACGUCCUCGAAUUCAGAAUGGGUCCUCUGCCGUUGGAGUUCCUUUCUACCAGCGCUGUCAAUGACGACUCACCCACUCAAUGCUAUCAUCUCUUCCCGCUGGAGAUGCAGGAACAGAUAAACUUUACGCGUGCCUAUGAAUGGCAUUGGAAUUUGGCCAACGGCCGCUGAUAGUGUUAAAUAUACGCCCAGACAUGUGCGCCCUCAUUCAAGCACGACGUUGGAUUCUGAUUCCGACACGCAGUGCUAUCGACAGCAUUUACGAGAUGUCUGAGCACAAUUACUCAUGCGGCAUCGAUGAUCGCCGGAGCAGCUACCCACUUUAUGACGGUAAACUGUACGAGUAUGAGCUGGUCCCGACCGGACUUGAUGUCCCACUGUACAGUCAUAAGCUCGACCUUCCGUGCCACAAUGUCCCGUACGAUGAUUUUCCCCAUGUCCUCUCCCAUGCACAUCCCUACUUCGUCAUUCUCCACUUCACCCAUGUGGUGACCAGCACCUUCCCUUCUAUUCCACUUCCUCAUCAAAUUGAAGAUGAAGUAGCAGAGAAUCUGGCUUCAAUAGCAACCACAUGGGAGAUUGCUGCUCCUGCACCAUUUCUGGCUCCCUGCAUGCCACAGCAUUCUCAAUCUGAAGCCAGCUUGGAUGAAGCUAUUCGAGAUGAGUCUGGGUCCUAUAUGGCAUGGCAUACCCAAAUCAACUUACCUUCCGACAUAUCAUCCGCUUGUCUGGAUGUGGCCUGUAUACCCAUUGCCCCAGUCAGUAUUCCAGCCUAGCUGAGCUUUGUGCAGUCCAUGGAGAGCACCACAUCAAAGGAUAAGAGUGAGCAGGUGUCCACUGACA